GAGGCUAGUCAGGCGGUCCCUGCCUUCUGCUAGCUAAACGGAGCCAAGCGGCCACCUCAGUGAUCCAAGUGCCAAGGUGUAGUGAUGGGUUCUCUCAAAAUGUUCGCCCUCGGGCUUCUGAUCCUCGUAGAAAUAUCAGCGAUAAUCUGCAGCGACGUCGCACCCGUAUUACUCUGCGGUGGAGCUGCAACUGACCAUUCGAAGUCCUCAAAUCCGCUCUUGAAAACGUCGCAGUCCGAGUUUGCCGAGAUCCUAGCAAACAAAGUGGGCGGGUCCCAUGAUCCCAUGGUAAUUUUUGAAAUGGAGAACCUCUGCGUCGAGGAUCUAACUCAGAACAAGCAGCACCUGAGCGGAUUAGGACCAUGCGAUUACGUGCCAUCCGUCGAGGCUCCGCUUUCCAUCCUGGAAGACCUCGAGGAGUACAAUAUAUCCAGAGAGAAGCCAGAGGCCAUAGAAGACGGUCAGGCAUUCAUCGUGUCGAUUUCAGAGAUAUCGGCAGUCCCUGAGUUGUACAGAAACCUUCUCGCCGUGAAUCCAAAUCUGAUCGCCGUUGUGACUGGUGCUUCGUGUAGCUACAGUCGAUCGGAAAGAACUCGCCGAGCCGUUGCAGCGAAGGACGAUACUGACGUGAUCUUAUUUUACGUUGAUAGAAUACUCUUUUAUGCUAAAAGCGGGAUUUCCGUCAAGUCCGGAAGUAGCAAUUAUACGUUAACUGGAAACCCAAGUAAUUAUUCGACCGUCGCAAAUGGAACAACUGGAAUUCGUCUCAAUAUGGCUUACGAAGAAGUGACGCUGAGCAUACAAUUCACCAAAAAACGAGCUGGAUAUUGGUACUUCGAUUAUGUCAUAUUCCAGAACGAUACGGCGACUGAAACGUUGAGCAGUGAUUCAGAGAUAUAUUUUCCGACUGGUUUCUCUUAUCAUUGUUCUGUAGAAUCUGUCUUUUACUACAACACGACGUAUGUCAAUAUUACUAAUAUGCAGGUUCAAAUUGACCCGACUUUAAGUAAUAACAAUACCGAAGUUGUGUUCAGCGAUGGAUACGACUGCGUCGGCUUUACCACGAUUCCAAUUUGGAGUGGAAUUUUUGUCACUGCAAUUAUGGCUUUAAUUAUGAUCUGGGGAUUGACUAUGAUAUUAGACAUUCGUACGAUGGAUCGCUUCGACGAUCCAAAGGGAAAAACUAUCACGGUCGGAGCGGCCGAGUAAGAACAUUUGCUUGAGUAUUUUCUAAAAUGUAAAUAAAGAUACUUGUUUGUGAUUAAGUCGAAUCAAGAACCAGAAAAUCAAUAAACAAAGAGCGUUUUCCUCAUGUAAAGAAGGUGAUUUCUUGAUAGUCAAGUUGACGUCAAACACUGACGUAGAAUAUGCGUGCGAAAGGUGUUAAGAGUAUGUCGAAUAUUGUACAUUUUUAGUCCAAUGGCAAUAUCUUGAGUUUUAUUUUUAAAUUUCGGUUUAGCUAGAACUUUUUUCUACGUCCGACGACCUUUUACUGCACAAAAAAUGCUUCAAUAUUGUUGAAUAUAUUCAAAAGUAUAUAAUUCGAUAAUUUAAUAGACUGCGAUAGAAUUUUUUUGAUAAUAAACUUUUCUUCCUACCAAUAUUGACGCAAAUUAACUCAAAACCAGAUAUUCUUGGACGAAAGAAAUGAUACUUACAGGAUUGAUUGUCUUCGACUACUUUCUACUCAACGCCAGGGUUGAAAAUCUAAAAAUAAAACCUAAAGAUUGCGCCAUUCGGAUGUAUAGUUUAGUAGUAAUCUUCAGUUCCGUAAAGAUAAAUUCGCAUAAAUAAUGUACAUGAAUUGAUCCUACAUAUAAAGUAAUUUAGAAAUGUAACGCAUCGAUGCUAGAGUUUUUUGGUACAACGGUGCCAAAGUGUCAGCAUAGCCUAGUACCAACUCCAUAAUUUCCCUCAUCCUUGUGCGAAAUUUGUUGAAUAAAAUAGUAAGUUAAUUGUGGUGGCGGUUCUUAGAUGAAAUGGAGAACUUUGUUCCGCCAGAUAAUAAGAGAUAAUACAUAAUGGUAAAUAAGUUAUUUCAUUUCGCUGUCUUGUUCGAUAUCAGAACUCGACAUGUUUAUAGCUUUCAACCAACAGUUCAGGGCAUAAAUAUGUAAAAAGAUGCGACGCUGUGACUGUUAAGUCAUUAGUCAAAUCCAAGUGUCCCAAAAAUAUGUAUAAAGUCGUUUUCUUGAUUACUUAUCUAAUAGAAUUUAUUUGGCAACUGCCAUAUUAUAGUCAUAUUAUAUAUACUGGUAUCAACAUUCAUUCCAUCGUCACACCUAGAAUUAUAUUUUACGCUAUUAAGUGUGAAAAUAAAUUUCCCCUAUAUUGUAUACGCAUACUGUCGAUUGUCCGAUAUCAAUGAAUAAAUUAACGGUGUAGACCUUUAA
Diprion similis is the source of this 2393-nucleotide messenger RNA. RefSeq names its product V-type proton ATPase subunit S1-like. The transcript is spliced from 2 exons. Gene Ontology annotation, cellular component: proton-transporting V-type ATPase complex. The record is from RefSeq and is a predicted model, not a curated record. NCBI's taxonomy places the organism in Eukaryota, Metazoa, Arthropoda, Insecta, Hymenoptera, Diprionidae. Bases 85 to 1209 code for a protein of 374 amino acids.